AUGGACAAAGUGGAGCGAGUGAUGAAGAUGGUGAAGAGGAUGUCACCGAGGAAGAAGAGGAGAGAGGGAGGAGGAGGGAGAGGAGGAGGAGGACCGGGAGAGCUGGAGAGUCCGGACACCCUGUGUGAUGAACUCUGUCGUUUCAGCCUCUGCAUCAGCGAUGAUGGGCCGUAUGGAAAAACGAAGGACAUCUCUGGACCGGAACACACCAUGGCCUCAAGAAGACACAGUAUACCAGAAGCUCUGCGGGGGGUGACCAUGGUGGAGCUGGUCAAGAAAGAAGGCAGCACGCUCGGACUCACCAUCUCAGGAGGAACCGACAAGGACGGGAAGCCGCGGGUGUCGAACCUGCGACCCGGAGGACUGGCGGCCAGGAGCGACCAGCUAAACGUCGGGGACUACAUCAAGUCGGUGAACGGCAUCAAUCUGACCAAACUGCGGCACGAAGAGAUCAUUAGUUUACUGAAGAAUGUAGGAGAAAGAGUUCUGCUGGAGGUGGAGUAUGAACUGCCGCCUACAGCACCAGACAGCACCUCAGGGGUUAUAUCAAAGACAAUCGACAUCUGUUUGCACAAAGAGGGGAACAGCUUUGGUUUCGUCAUGAGAGGUGGUACCCAUGAGGACUGGCACAAGUCACGCCCCCUGGUGGUGACCUACGUCAGGCCAGGAGGCCCUGCAGACAGGGAGGGCACGCUGCGUCCCGGCGAUCGUCUGCUGAGCGUGGACGGCGUCCCGCUGCACAACGCCAACCACAGCGACGCCCUCAGCGUGUUGGCUCAGUGCGGACAGGAAGCGUUGUUCCAGAUCGAGUACGACGUCACCAUCAUGGACACAGUGGCGAACGCCUCUGGUCCGUUAUUAGUGGAAAUUGCUAAAUCGCCCGGAGCGACGCUGGGCAUCACGCUGACAUCCGCCAGCCAUCGAAACAAACAGGUCAUUGUCAUCGACCGGGUCAAACCUGGCAGCGUGGUGGACAGAUGUGGAGCGCUGCAUGCUGGGGAUCACCUGCUGUCCAUAGAUGGGACGUCGACAGAACACUGCACGGUCCUGGAGGCGACGCAGCUACUAGCGAGCACGACGGAACUGGUCAAGUUAGAAAUACUCCCCUCGCAUCAAACGAGGCUAACUGGGAAGCAGCACGACACAGUGAAGGUUCAGAAGUCGGACCAUCCCCACUCCUGGGACCCCUGUGUGAACUACUGUCACCCCCAGAACUCCACCCUCUGCAACGCAAGCUCCACCCUCAACAAGUCGUGGACCGCCUCCAACAACAACACGAUCAACAGCCUCGACUACUGCAAGUCUCUGGUGUCUGCCAGUUUCUCUCCGGGCUCUACGACCACGUCGGGCCCCAGCAGCCAGAGCUCCAGCACCCUGCCCAGGCCUACAGUCCCCAUGAGUCCUCGCAACUCGCUGCUCAAACGGCGGCAAAGGAAGAAAGAGCACAAGAGCUCAUUGUCCCUGGCGUCCAGUUCGGUGGGUCCGGGCGGUCAGGUGGUUCACGUGGAGACCAGUGAGGUUGUCCUAACAGGUGACCCACUCAACGGCUUUGGUGUCCAGCUGCAGGGAGGAAUAUUUGCCACCGAAACACUGUCUGCGCCGCCGCUUAUCCGAUUCAUAGAGCCUGACAGCUCGGCAGAGAGGUGUGGCCUGCUGCAGGUGGGAGACCGCCUCCUGUCAAUCAACGGGAUCCCCACAGAGGACGGGACACUUGAGGAAGCCAAUCAGCUCCUCCGAGACGCGGCGCUGACCAACAAAGUCACGCUAGAGAUUGAAUUCGAUGUAGCAGAGUCGGUGGUGCCGAGCAGCGGCACGUUCCACGUCAAGCUGCCGAAGAAGAGAGGCGUGGAGCUGGGGCUCACCAUCAGCGCCAGUAAGAAGUCGGGGGAGCCCCUUAUCAUCUCUGACAUCAAGAAGGGCAGCAUGGCUCACAGAACAGGAACGCUGGAGCCCGGUGAUAAGCUGCUGGCCAUCGACAACAUCAGACUGGAGAACUGUUCCAAAGAUGAUGCCGAGCAGAUCCUGCAGCAGUGUGAGGAGCUGGUCAAGCUAAAGAUCCGCAAAGAUGAAGACAACUCAGAUGAGCAGGAGACGUCAGGCAGCAUUAUCUACACAGUGGAACUGAAGCGGUACGGAGGCCCUCUGGGUAUCACCAUCUCAGGCACCGAGGAGCCUUUUGACCCCAUCACUAUAUCAGGCCUAACCAAGAGAGGCCUUGCUGAGAGGACAGGGGCUAUACAUGUAGGUGACCGGAUCUUGGCUAUCAACAGCGUCAGUCUAAAAGGCAAACCGCUGAGCGAAGCCAUCCACCUGCUGCAGAUGGCUGGAGAGACGGUCACCCUCAAGAUUAAAAAACAGCUUGACAACUUGGAGGAGAGGAAGGGAGCAGAGGUGGAGGACACGACAGAGAAUGAGGUCAGCGACCCCGAGGAGGACGAUUUGACAGACAGCCAACAGACCAAUAAGCUAUCGGAGCUUUACUCCACCACCAUACCCAGCGUUGACUCCGCCAUGGAGUCAUGGGACGGCUCAGGGCUGGACGCAGGCUAUGGCAGCCAGGGUACGUACAGCCAUCAAGCAGCUGGUAUCGCCCUUCACCCACACGAGUGGCGUAGUGCCAAGCAGCAGCGCAGCACCACACCUCCUCCUGGACGCCGGAAGAACUAUCCGUUCAGCGACGGAGGCUUCAGUGAGGACGACUGGGAUAAACCUCCAGGAUUUAUCGGCCAACAACCAGACGGCAUUCUGUUGGAUCCAGACGACAGCUUCUGGUGUCAGGCCCUGGAGGACCUCGAGACCUGCGGCCAGUCAGAACUACUCAGAGAGAUAGAGGCGUCCAUCAUGACAGGCACAGCCAUCAGCCUGGGUGUAGAUGGUGUCAACAAGCCUCCAGCUGAGCCCAUACUGAGCCACAGCAGGAUGAGCCCGCUGCGGAGAAACUCUCUCCUGCACCAGGGGAACCUGCUCCACCAGGGUGCUCACCUCCACCAGGGGGCCCAUCUGCACGAGGAAGCCCACCUGCAUGAAGGCGCCCAACUCCUCCAAGACCCCCACAUGCUCGAUGAGGCUCAUUUCAACCAGGAGGCCCACCUGCACCAGGGGGGCCACAUCCACCAAGACAACCAAUCCCCGCUCCUGCACCACGAGCCCAAGCCUAAAGCCUCGUUGAGAGUAUCGGAGAGAACGUGGGAGUCUCGUCGGAUCAAAGAGGAGAUGCAGGGAAUCCUGUCCCCAACGCCUCUGGAGCUGCACAAGGUAACAGUGAUAAAGGACCCAGAGAGCGAUGACUUUGGCUUCAGCGUGUCAGACGGCUUUUUGGAGAAAGGUGUUUACGUCAACAUGAUCAGACCAGAUGGGCCAGCUGACCGAGCCGGGCUCAAACCCUAUGACAGGAUCCUGCAGGUGAACCACGUGAGGACGAGGGACUUCGACUGCUGCCUGGCGGUGCCUCUCAUCACGGAGGCCGGAGACAGACUGGAGCUGGUCAUCAGCCGCAACCCGCUGGCCAACGAUGAUCCAGAGGACAAUAACAACACUUUAGACCACCCACUAGACCUGUAACAAACACACACACAACAACAACAACAACACAGCUGAAUCUCUUGACAUACACACACACACAUGCAUCUAUUCUGUCACGCUCAGGCAGGAUACAUACAAUAACGGAUUACGAAGAAUAAACCUGUCGACUGGAACUGGCCCACAUACACACAACGCAGUUCACUGACUUGCAAUAAUUCUACUUAGACACAAAGACUCCUACUGGAACGGACAUCCAAGCGUUGCAUGCUCACCCCGUCCCCGUUCACACUGGGCUGAACUGCUGUCAUACAGUAUAUUCUCUAUGGAAAUACCACCACCACAGUACAGAACAAACACCAGAGGCUGUCCUGACUCCCGCCUCGCUGUCCUCACAGUGUCGUCCCAGCAUCAAGAAGCACUUACUUGGCACUUUAAAGAGCCACUUUUACUGAUUUGGACGAAGUAUUUUUCUGUAAAACAAAAGGAAAACACCUGCAAUAGGGGUCAGGGUCAUAGGUUCUGCCUUAUUACACAAUAUUGUCAGUGAUUUUAGCUACUUGCAUGAUUAGGAGAAGAGAGAAAGACGGCCUUGCCCCGUUUGCAGAUGUCGUUUGUUUUAUGGAAGGCUCAGCAGAAGAUCGAAUUAACCGCUUAUACAGGACUGUACAGAUGUAGCCACCUGUAGAAGUCCAACAAUGCUGCUAAAAAUCUGCUCAAACGCUGCUGCUUCCUCACCAUUACUUACAGUAAUUUUCUGGAAAUGGUCAAAUUCGGCCCCCUUUUUUUUUCCAUCUGUUGCGUGAAGGCAGACUUCUAUAUUGGACUGAACACUAUUAUGUCACCGCGACGAUAGAAAUCUAAAUUUGUGCCGUCGUUACAAGAUUAAGACGAUGACGUCCUCACAACCGCUGUUCGUUUCGUACAAUCAUCAGACAGGAGAGGAAAUGAGGGGAGGGCCUGAUUUGGACUCGUGUUUGUACGACGGAAGCUUAAAGCAACUUUUGCUGCAGCACAGAUGGGCAGCGGUGCGUGUGAAGGAGAAAGAAAACACUGUCGCCAACAGAAGAACAUUAACUUCUAACACAGAUUUUUGACCUUUUGCGUAUUUUUCUUUUUUGCAGAGUACUGAGACUUUGCCCAGUGUGUCACUCUGGCUGUUUGAGAGCAUUGGGUUCAUCUUAUCUUAUCUCACUGCUGGCUUACAAAGUCAAACAGCAGUAGCUACUAUGUAUGCGUUUUAAAUAGAGGUCAUGGUUUGAGGUUCAGCACGAUCACAAAUAACACCCAAGCAUGCCGUUAGAGGUGCUGUGGGUCGCACUAACAAGACUUUAGUUUCGUUGCCAUACAAGAUCAAGGAGCCCGUGUGUUUGCCAGCAGCAGCCUCAACACUGUAUUUUACACUGUGAGCCUCUUGGUGAUGAUAAACGGGAAUGAAGCAGCAUUUUUCCCCAACAACAAACAGAGCUAAAGCUUCGGAGUCUCUAAUUAAAGCAGAUGGUUGAAAGAACCAUGGAUGGGCACAUGUUUAUCCAACAUGGCUAAACUUUACAGUAAAUGUGUGAAAUUGGUGCCACUUUCCCACAAGCAGCCAUCGACGUUAGCUCUGGGCAGGCAGCGGCAACGCUUAAGACCGAUGCUGACUCAUCAAAAGCAGAGCAACAGCGAAGACAUUAUUGAAGAGAAUUAGAUUUUUGAGGGUUCCCAUCUAGAUUUGAGGCUACACCACUUCCUAGUCUUCCUCAUGUGCCAUCUCUGAGAUGAAACAGGAAAAGAUGAGCAAACCAAGUGACAUCCUCUUUGUUGCUGGAAGAUCUCAUCCAUCACUUACGACGACACAUUUAACAGCUGUUUCAAAACGACACGCGUCUAUAGAUCACUGCUGCUGUUGGGUUUGAAGGGAAACUUUUGCAGCACAUAGGCGAUGAACAAAGUUUACGGCCUCAUCUGCAGACACAUUGAGUUCACCAGACUAUGGACAAGUCUCUCUCUCACACACACACUCUAACUGAACAGCACAGGUUGAGGACAUGAAACCGUUCAGAUUGUCGUUACGUCUUCAAGUUUGUUUGGUUGCGUUUUAUUCCUUUGUGACUGAAGAGGCGCCCACCAGAACCUGCUGAACCUUCAGCUUCAAGAUGCUUUUUUUUAUUGCUGAAAAACUAGAUUCUGUCCCUUGUUUUUUGUACAGUCGCUUUAGGUAAACAUCACAGAGACUAAUAAGUCUGUCAGCAGUUACAAAAAAAGUUGGAAGGUGCUUCUCUCUUUUUUCUUUUUUUGUGAUGUUCUCAGUGUUGCUGAACAUGGAGACAGUAGAUAUGAGGUUUAUGUUACAGCCACCACUUAAUUACUGCAGCUCUUCCUGAGAAAUCAUGUUUUAUGGCCCUAAAUAAUAGCGGUGGACAGAUACUGGUCGCCUAAUGACCAGUAUGGAUUCCCACGAGAGCUCUUCAAGAGUAGGAGUGGAGGUUGGAGCCUUAUAAACGAGUUUAUCCAGUUGAAGGCCUGAUAAAUUACAAUUACCAAGUCAUGUUUCUCACUAACAUACCAGAAUCUAAUUAUGCAGACGGUAAACACUGCAUACGCUACUUAUUGUCUGGUUACAUCACAUCCAGGUUGGGCACAUUGUCUCACAGCACCCACUGAGGUUGGCAAAACUGACCAAUUGGCAGCCAAUGCCGCUCAGUUUAAAACAGCUUUCUAUCAGUCUGAUCAAUGGCUUAGUCGAUCUAUCGCUGCUACAUUCCUUCCUGUCCUUGAGCCUCAGCAGUCGUCGCAACAGUGAAGAAGCCAAAACUUUAAAUCAGAGCUGCAGCAAAUUCAAAAGUUACAGAUUAUAUCCAAAAAAAUGACAGAUUUCAAAACGAAUGCAUUGAUUUUCCAACGCUGCAACCUCCCGCCCGCCGUUAGACGCGUAGAUUUCAAACAUUCUGAUUGGAUGUUUUUACCUAUUUUAGACAAAGAACCAAUUAUCCUGUAACGCCGUUAACCUCCUGGGACAUUUUCGUGGCCGUUAAUGUCAACGUAAAGCACCUCGAAUAGCUCCGAUCGACUUUCCAACUCCGGCAUGUGGUGUUGUAGUAACACAGACUCGAAGAAACCUGUCAUUUAGUGACUUUUCCUCAACGCUCCCACAACUCCUCACCACCUGUUUUAGUUUGGUAGCAGCAGACAUUCCUUCCACUUCUUUCACCUCCUGUUUUUCACGAUUUUCUCCCAAUUCCUGCCAAAAACUGUCUUUGCUCCAAUUAUCCGAGGAUUAGCUGAAAUGAGACUGGCUGUCGCUACCCUCCUACUGCACUUGGCUAAGUGUGUGUGAGUGUGAGUGUGUGUGCGACAGAGGAAAAACUGGUCAGAUGGUAACGUUUUUUAUUUCCCCGUUAGCGUGUAUGUACAGUACUCUGCAAAAGUAAGCGCUCAAAAUUACCUCCAUACAAGUUGCAACUGGAAGAAAACCUAAAUUGAAUCAAUGCAUGAUGUUGCCACCAAGUUUGGUGCAUUUGGGCGCAAUUGGAUUUAGUUCAUCCUGGAAAACUUUUCACAGUUCGUCUGUGGAUGUAGUCUUAACUCCAUUUGCAGGAGCAGCUAACCUACGAGGGCUGCUUCGGUGAUGCCUGCAGACUCCUUCUCUCCAGUCCUUUUGCAGGCUAGCUACAUUUUUAUUUAAAAUUUAAAAUUGUGAGUCACCAAUCCGGAGCACCUUCUGCUAUUAUUAUUAUUAUUUUUGUUGCGACCAGCUUCUUGUGUUAUCAGGCAUCCGCGCUCGCUUCUCGCUUCAAGACCACAUCUGACCAUUCUUGUCCAGACUGCAGAGGAGUACGCCGCUGGUUUGUGCCAGGCCCGAGCAGAUGGCGCUGCUGGACGUCUUCCAGUUUCUACGGCAACUUAGCUUUAUGCCUCUUUGGUCUGCUGCUCUCGAUUUCCUCGGCAGAUGACUGCGUUUCUGGCCGUCAGCUUCGGUUUAUUUCUUUGUGCUUCGGCACCCGAGGCCGCUGCGAGAUUUCUGCAAAAGAGUUUUCGGCGGCGCAGGACGACCACAUUGUGCCUCACCUUUUCAGCUUCUGUUGAUACUUUUACAUCCUCGCCGGAGUAUAAAGUAGAGAUCUAGGCUCGCACAGCGGUGUACGUACACGCAGCAGACGGUGGGAGUGUGUGGGAGAGACAAUACAUGCAACAUACAUAAUACAUGUGAGAAAUACUUGUGCAGAGAGAGAGAAGGGACAGAAUAGCCUUUGUCCUCUGAAGGAUUGGAAAACUUUAAGAACAAUCGCAACCUCUGUUCUCUCUCUCGCUCUCCUUCGCUGUCACUCUUUCCUCACAUUGUUACGUAACACAGCUAGAAUCCAGCUGCCCCCGUCCACAACACCCUCGUGUGCGCGAAUGAGAAAGCCUGGAAGUUUCCCGUCGAGGUUUCUGCGCGUUACCAUAUACAUGCAUGUUUUAUAUGUAUGUAUCUCUGGGUGUCAGGUUUUUAUUCCCUACGGAGCAUAUACUGUAUGAGCAUGUGUGUGUGUGUGUGUGUGUGAGAGAAACACAAGUAGCUGGUGUACAUUUCAUUGUACAGUGAUGUUUUUCUAGGGCUGUGGGCCUUCUGAAACCCGGACGAGACUUAAAAAAAAAACAAAAAAGAAAACACUCCACGCACAUACAGAAGAAAAAGAAAAAUAGAAAAAAAAAGGACUUUUAAGCACUUACUACAAAAUAAGAAGCACACUGUUGAAUACCAUGCACUGUAAGUAUUUUCAUGUACACCCGAACAAACUUGUCCGAGUGCUUUUUAUUACGCAAUAUCAAGUGGCCAAAACAAAACAAAACAAAAAAAUAAUAAGAAAAAAAAAAACAAGUUUUGUAAAGCGUCAAAAAAUGAAAAUGCUGAGAAAAGCCUUCCGAAUUGUUCCGUUGAUUUUUAUGUAUGUAUGUAUGUAUGUAUGUAUGUAUGUAUGUAGGUGUGUGUGUGUGUGUGUGUGUGUGUGUGUGUGUGUGUGUGUGUGUGGUCGCCCAUACUCCCUAUGCAUUUCUGGAUCAAAGGUCAGUUUAAAGCCCAAUCCAGAAUCGUACGUCCCAAUGCUAGCUAAGGAAAUAUUACAAAAAAUAAAAAGAAUCAUCCCAGCUAUGUGAUGUAAUCAUUUACACUUGAUGGAGUAAAUGUAAAAAAUGACAAAACAUUCAAUUUGACAAAGUAGGAUUCCUGUUAUUGUCAUUUAUGUUGAAGUUACAAUACAAAUGAUUCACUGAAGACUUUACGACAGUUUUCUUUUAUUAUUUUACGCUGGCUGGUUGUCAUUACCCCCCCGAACCCAUUAAACGAUGUCAUCACAUCGGACAAGUUAUUACAUAAUCCUACAUUCAUUACAUCAUCAGCCGCGGUAAGACGCUUUCACAUGGCUGCCUUUCCCGCCUGCGCCCGUUCAACACACACAAAUGUAUUGUGCAUUUACGGUUCAUCUUGACAUGAAGCUUUAAACGAGGAUCCCCCCUUCGCUUCUGACCGAGAGGCUGCUGGUUGAAAUCCCUCGGCGAGCGCUAGGCUGCGUUAAUCCGUCCGCUUAAUGGCAGCUGCGUGUUUCCAUCAUGACUUCCUGUUGAGGAUGGAGCACGUGUGGCCGUUUCAGCUGCGUGGGUUGUUAUUGUGCAACGUAAGCCAGCUAUUUACUCGUUGUUCUAAUUUGGAGAGGGGAAGUUACGAUUACUUCUUACUGUUUUUGUUAGGUCACACCCGUCUGUUAGCAGUUUUUGAGGUCAGAGGAGGAUUUCAGGGUUUUUUUUAGCCUACAGUGGCUAUGUAGGAAAGUCUCAGCUGCGAAUUAUUAGCAAAAGCUAUGUCUGUAAGCGCUGAACACAGUAGUACAAGUCAAAAAUGACUUAUAUUUGCCUGAUAAUGCUAAAUGUGUGCCAAAAAAAUAUCUGGUCAUACUGCCCAGAAAACUACAGCUACCAUUUAAAUAUGGUUAGCUAAAUAUUAGCCUAUUGGCUUGAUAAGAGUUAACGGUGGCUUGUCAGCAAACCAUUAGCUUAACUUAGGUACAGCUAGCAAACUAUACCAGGCUAGCAGUUAGCUACCUGCUUGGAAAAUUAACGGUACAUUUCCUAAUUAUAGAAUAUGCUCAGAUAAAUAGUCUUCACCCUGAAAACUACAGUUAUGUAGCUACACGUGACAUUUGGUUAGCUAGCAAUUAGCAUUACGCUAAAACUGCAGUAAACUAGCCAGACUGUUGAGCUAACAAACUAGCUUUCUGCACUAAAAACUACUUAAUCGGCCAUAAUACCUAAUCAGCUAACAAUAUUCCUGUUGCAAGAAAAGCUACGGUUACUUAGUCAUUGAUUCAGGGUUAGCUAGCCAGCUGUUUUCUGCCAAGGUAACCACAGGUAACAUGCUAAUUAUGACAUCUAGUAAGCAAACCAUCAGCUUGUGGUUUCAUCUAAACAUUAGAUUACUGCCUAGGAACUACAUUUAACAAUUAGACAUAUUAUCUGGUUUGCUAGACAUCAGCAGAUGAUCCAUAUAAUUUCAGUUUGUGAGCAGCUAACGUAACCACUUGCUAACGAGCUUCUUGCCGUUACUGUAAACACGAACAAACUUCAUUACUGGACUUCCAGCCAGCUGUAACUGUGACUGUACAUACGGAAAGUAAUGUUUCCCAGCAUAUUUAAAAAGAAAAAACAUGGUUCAAAUUUCUGAUAAUUACAUGACAACCUUUUGCAUAAAGCCUGUUACAUGUGUUUGCGUUUUUUAAAACAUGUUUACGUGUCAAACCUUAUUGCGAUUCGGGAUUGGGCUGUUGAUAAUGUACACGUUGAUAUUGUGUAUUUUUUUCAAACUGUGUAAAGUUCUAUUCUAUGUAAUAUAGUAUUUUUCUAUGACAGUAUUACUCUUCCGAAACGUGGGAAGAAAACACAAAACAAAAAUUAUAAAAUGGAAAAUAAAAUGUAUAACUUUGUUGUUGUUGUCAUUUUUGAUUUUUUUCUUUUCUUUUUUGGGUUUUUCCUUUUUUUUUUCUUCUUCCAUUUUCUAUGAAACAAAGUGUACCGCUAUACUUCUCUUUUCGAGAAGGGAAAAGAAUAAAAGCAAGAAAAAUAAAAUGUCUAAUUUUA
Stegastes partitus (bicolor damselfish) is the source of this 10611-nucleotide messenger RNA. RefSeq names its product glutamate receptor-interacting protein 2-like. The record is from RefSeq and is a predicted model, not a curated record. NCBI's taxonomy places the organism in Eukaryota, Metazoa, Chordata, Actinopteri, Pomacentridae. Gene Ontology annotation, molecular function: protein binding. Gene Ontology annotation, biological process: neurotransmitter receptor transport, endosome to postsynaptic membrane. The coding region runs from base 1 to 3561 and encodes 1186 amino acids. The transcript has 25 exons.